CAGUAGUUCGGCCGAGCACCGCGCGGCGCCUACGUGUCCAGUCCGCGUCGCCCGUUCACCAUACAAAGAACACCUCUGUACUGUAAAAAAUCUGUGAUGUAUUGAUUAAUUUCAACUUUAUCCUCACGCUAAUAACCGUCUAACACAACCGUGAAGUUCAAACCAGUGUUUAAAUCGAGACAAACGGUGAUUACGACGCGUUUUGAACGGGCCACGUCCUAUGGAAUUCCACAUUUAUCGUUGAAUAGAAUCUAGCGGACUGAGAAACAUGGAGGACCCAUCGCGUCGCCUCUGAAUGGAUUGAUCGUGUUUUAUAAGUGAAAUUGUGGACGUUUUGUGAUGUAUAGUGAUUGUGCUUUAUAAAUAUGGAUUGGUGUAUGUUCGAGAGUGUGUAGCUAGCCCGACUCCGUAGCGUCGUCGUUAUAGAAUGCGAGUGUAGUAAACCAGUCAGGAUGGUGUCGCUUACAUACUUUGGCCUCCGUCAUACGCCGUGGACCGUCCUUGUGCUUAUUUUCUUCAUCGAAAGCGUGAUGGGGAACUAUGCCAAGUCCUUCUACAUACAUUGGAACACAACAAACAGCAUAUUCCGAAUAGAUAACACAGACCAUGUAUUCGACUUGAAUAAAGGAAACGCACAGUUCGAAUACGACCAAGUGAAUAUAAUAUGUCCAGUGUACACCCCGGGGACGUUUGAGGAGGACACGGAAAAGUAUAUAAUAUAUAACGUGAGUAAAGAGGAAUAUGAUACGUGUAGGAUAACUAAUCCGAACCCCCGGAUAAUCGCGAUAUGCGAUAAACCGCACAAAUUGAUGUUUUUCACUAUAACGUUCCGGCCGUUCACGCCUCAGCCGGGCGGCUUGGAGUUCCUCCCGGGGAAGGACUACUACUUCAUAUCGACGUCCAGUAAAGACGACCUGCACAGACGCAUCGGGGGCCGAUGUCUGAGUCACAACAUGAAGCUGGUGUUCCGGGUGUGCUGCAAGCCGGAGGAGCAGUCCCCGGCGCCGCAGCCGCAACCAACUCCGCCUCCGCCUCCCCCGCCUCCGACCACGCCGACCACCACGACAAGCACCACCACAGUCAAGCCGGUCACUAAAAAGACGCACAAGUACGACAAGACGCCGAAUGAGGUGAUCAAAAGCGAGGAGUUGUCUCACUCCCGUGGGGCCGCGCUGGCUUCGUCCCUCGCCCUGGCUCUGGCGGCGAGCGCCGUCUUAGCGCCCCUGGCUCGGUGAAUGUGCGCACGGGCGGCGCGACCCGAGCGGCCCCAUCUGGUCGCGAAGCCAGGCCCCAACACACAGACUUUACACACACUACAUCUACGCCCGGACACUCUCAUCUACACGUGAAUUUGUGCGAAACAGUGAACAAACUAGUGCAAGUGUUGUGCCCCAAGGAUUUUGGAUCUUAUCGACUUGUAAGUAAAAGGUGAUAAGGGAUGUGCAAAACUCAAGUUCCAAUCGACAAACUUAGUCUUAAGGAACACGAAAGCCUAAUUUUUAUCUAAGUAUAAUAUGGGCCUACUGAGUAAUUUGUGAAAUUAAUUUCAUUAGAGGACUUUAAACUGUAGUCUACGAUCAGUUAAAUAUAUUUAUAUAUAAAGAAAUGUUAACAUGUAUGAUAAAAUUAGGUUUCUUAAACCAUUUAGGAAUUAACGAUUUUUUAUAUUUUUCAUUAUGCAAAGGAUAUUUGACUAAGAAAUUAGGGUUCUUAACGGAUCAAAUGCAGAUAUAGGAAAACGUAUUUAAAACAAUUAGGUAGCUUUUUUAAUUUUUAGUUCUGAAAACAGUUUUUUUAAUACUUCUCACGACGAAUAAUUAGAAUUUUAUUUAUAUUAUAAAUGAAAAACUUUGGGCAAGUUAAGAAUCUUGUCUAUGAAACUGUGAUUUUGGUUUUAGUAUUUUAUUUCUCUCUUUGUAAUAUGCUUUUAUUAUGUGAUAUAUUUACCUUUUAUGUAUUAAAAGUGAAAGCCUUUUCACCUCAUUUUUCUUGACUGAUUUUUGCAUUUCAGCUUUUUCAUAUUUUUUAACGAAAAAAAUAUAAAAUGCUAGACGCACGUCACUAUCUUUGAAAAUGGCAGCCAAAUAUCGAUAGAACUUUGGAAUUCCGCCAUUUUCUUAUUUACAAACUAGCAAAGUAAGCUAAAAAGAUAGUGAGAUGCAUUGGCAGCUAAGUAAAUAACAAUUCUGAGACCUACGCCUAUUAAAAAACAUGAAAUUUUCAAAAAUGUGUGACUACAAUGAAAAUUUCAUCUUUUUCAAAAUAAGGAUGCACAAUAGUGCCAUCGAGAAACGUGAAAACGUUUUAUUUAAUAACGAAAUAGUCAAAUAGUUAAUAGUAGACGAAAUAGACCGGUUUUCUUUUAGACAUAACUCAAUAGUGACAGUUGAUAUAUUUUAGGUAGUUUUUAAGAAGAAAACAAUUGAGUUUCAAAUUGCAUUGAGAGAUGACACACAACUUAAACAACGAAAUUACAACAAAAUAGCAAAACUUAAGAAAUAGAUACUGCACUUGAUGCAAAACCACAUAAAGAUAAUCUUUUAAAGCAAACUGAAGAAAAUAUAAGUCUAGCUUCAGAAGUAAAUGCUAAUUAUCAUUCUAAUGCUGCAGCUGAAAUAACUAUUGCUAUAAAAGACAGGACUAAGCUCAUUAAAACAGAGUAAUCUUAUAACAUUGAUAUUCGACCUUACAACGAGAACUAAUAAUUCAUUUGAAAUGUGACAGACCAAACCUUCUAUCUCAAUUUUCAAAGAUUUAUUAACAGUAAAUAGUAUGGAAAAUAAUGAGAAAAGUUUUCCUAGAAUAGCUUAUUUUAGAGAGCCUAGGAUAACGCUUGAUGAUAAUCAUAAUAUUAAUAUGGAUUAUGACAACAAUGCAUUGAAAAUUGACAACUAAGAAAAACUUCAAAAGAAGAAAAUACCUUUUGCAAAACUAUUCAAAAAUCAUUCAGCUCAAUGUAAAGAUUACAUAAAUAAAUCUGUUGAAGAUGAAUUCAAAUGAAAACAUCUUAAAAACUACACAUCUGGCAAAGACAACAGAACAACAUUUUUAUCGUCGUAAAACUAAAAUACAGCUAAUUAAAGAUAAAAAGAACGUGACACAUAAAAAGGUUUUACUCUCCUUUAAAAACAAAACGACAUUUUACUGUGUCUUUGGUCAUGCAUUGUUUUCUAAACAAAUGCGCGUUUAAAUAUAGACUGAGCGUGUAUUAUCGUUUAAGAUCUUAAGUUGUACACACACUGUUGAAACUGACUUUAUUUUAUAUUCAAAAACAUUCUCACAUUCAUGUACAAUAUCCCUUGUAGCAAGAUUUACGAAUUAUAACUUUGAACUCUCAAAAACAUCAUCAAUAUUGCUCUCAUCACGUUUUUUGAGUCCAAAACUCCAAUAGAGGAAAAUCGAUUUAUAAUUUUGCAUAUUUGAGCGUGGAAAAUUUGUAGGCAAUGGUGUCAGAAUCGUGACUGCAGAUUCAGUUUUCGAAAGCAGCGCUUCAAAGACGAUAUUUGCAAGUAGAGUUUUUUCCUCAUACUUUCCAUCAUCAGCCUUUUUAUUGUCCCACUGCUGGGCACAGGCCUCUUCUCACACAGAGAAGGAAUGAGCGUUAAUCACCACGCUUGCUCAAGGCAGCUUGGCAAUCUUUGAACAAUUGUAGUUAGGUAAAAGGGAUAGGCCAUACGUGUCUCAUCGUUCUAGACAUUUACAUACGUCCCUCCUUAGUAUAAUUUAUGAUGUGACUGUUUAAGUCAUUGCUAAAGCAAACAGCUUUAAACAUAAGGUCUUUUUACCUGAACACCUAUUGUCUGCAGUUUUCAUUAUC
This is a messenger RNA of Helicoverpa armigera (cotton bollworm), 3817 nucleotides long. Its product is annotated as ephrin-A4. Bases 453 to 1235 code for a protein of 260 amino acids. Gene Ontology annotation, biological process: axon guidance; ephrin receptor signaling pathway. The record is from RefSeq and is a predicted model, not a curated record. Lineage: Eukaryota; Metazoa; Arthropoda; Insecta; Lepidoptera; Noctuidae. Gene Ontology annotation, cellular component: plasma membrane. The transcript has a single exon. Gene Ontology annotation, molecular function: ephrin receptor binding.